This is a messenger RNA of Lodderomyces jiufengensis, 297 nucleotides long. RefSeq lists its product as uncharacterized. Bases 1 to 297 code for a protein of 98 amino acids. The record is from RefSeq and is a predicted model, not a curated record. NCBI's taxonomy places the organism in Eukaryota, Fungi, Ascomycota, Pichiomycetes, Serinales, Debaryomycetaceae. The transcript has a single exon.
AUGGGAAAAUUAGAUAAUUAUGCAAAUCAUCAGAGGCCAGAAUUAGUAUCAUUUGAUGAUAUAAGUUAUAAUAAUUUAAAAGAAGUCACAGCAGCAAGAAAAUCAUGGUUGAAGGAAGAAUAUAUAAGAACUUAUGAAAGAAGAGUAGCUCAUGAAGCUUUACAAAAAUGUGCAGGAUAUCAUAACGAAGAUAAAUUAAGAUUAUGUAAAAGUUUAGCUGAAAAAUAUAAAUUAAUGCUUGAGUUUCAAAAAGAUACUGGUUAUCAAUUUUAUCAAAAGAAUGAUAUAUCUAAGUAA